AUGGGGAACAUCCGUGUACUUGUAUCGUGCAUCAGUAAGUCGGUCUGCGUGUUCCUCGUGGCCACCUACACGGACGGACAGCCCACAGAAAACGCCGAGUGGUUCUGCAAGUGGCUGGAGGAGGCGUCCACAGACUUCAGAUACGGGAAGACGUUCCUCGAAGGCCUCAGAUACGCCGUGUUCGGCCUCGGAAACUCUGUCUACGUCGGCCACUAUAACACGGUGUGUAAAAACGUGGACAAGUGGCUGUGGAUGCUGAGCGCCACGCGCGUCAUGACCAGGACGGAGGGCGACUGCAACGUGGUGAAAAGUCGUAACGGGAGCGUUCAGGCAGACUUCCAGGCCUGGAAGGUCAAGUUCCUGAGCCGUCUUCAGGCUCUGGCCAAAGGAGAGAAGAAGAGCUGCAGCGGGAAAUGUAAGAAGGGAGGAUCCUGUAAGAACGAGAAGAAACACCGACCGGAUGAAGAGGAGAAAGCUUCAUCACACGACAACAGCUCUGAGGUGGAUUUAUUUGACUCGAGCAGCGACGAAGACGAGUCGGGCUCUCUGGAAGAGAAGAAAUCCGGUUCGGUGGUGGAUGUGGAGGAUCUGGGCACUAUCAUGAGCAGCGCCAAGAAGGCAAAGCUAAAUUGA
Nematolebias whitei (Rio pearlfish) is the source of this 633-nucleotide messenger RNA. RefSeq names its product S-adenosyl-L-methionine-dependent tRNA 4-demethylwyosine synthase TYW1-like. NCBI's taxonomy places the organism in Eukaryota, Metazoa, Chordata, Actinopteri, Cyprinodontiformes, Rivulidae. The coding region runs from base 1 to 633 and encodes 210 amino acids. The transcript has 5 exons. Gene Ontology annotation, molecular function: 4 iron, 4 sulfur cluster binding; FMN binding. The record is from RefSeq and is a predicted model, not a curated record. Gene Ontology annotation, biological process: wybutosine biosynthetic process.